AUGUCGGACAACGAGGGAGCUAACCAGGCUAACGCAGUUGCCGGAGGAAUGGCGGCGGCUAUGCUGGGGACACUUUCGAGGGAGCUGGCUCAACAUUGCAACUACGGGGACAAGCUGAAGGAGAUGCUGCGGUAUAGGCUCGUGUGCGGCAUUGCGGAGGACCGCAUACAGAGGAGGCUGUUGGCGGAGCCCGACUUGACAUUUGAAAAAGCCUUGAAAAUCACGCAGGCCAUCGAAACGGCAAACAGGGAUGUGCGUGACUUGCAGCCGACGCUGGACAGUGCGGCGGGGAAAAAUGCAACACCAAUGACAGUGCAUAAAGUGGGAACGGAGAAUAAACGACAAAACGGGCAAGAGCGACCUAUUGGCUUCAUGUCACGGACACUCACGCCGGCUGAAUCAAACUACUCACAACUGGACAAGGAAGGACUGGCAGUGAUGUUCGGCAUUCAGCGUUUCCAUAAGUACUUGUAUGGAAGGAGGUGGGCGGUGACUUUGAGAGCAUAUGAAUAUGAGAUUGUCUACAAGCCAGGGAAAUAUCACAGCAACGCAGACGCGCUGAGCCGACUGCCCCUACCUCAGCCAUCGACAGAGAAAGUGCAAGAGGAUCGAGUGCUGAUGAUGGAGGACGCGUUGCUGAUAUCAGAAACCAAAUGCGUAGGCAUGUGGACCAGAUACUGGACAGACCUGAACAAAAAGACAUUAUUGACCCGGAGGGAACGGCACCUCCGACAGUACCACUUGUGUCGGCUGACGCUACACCAUUGUCAGAGGAACCUGGAGCAGUAA
Molecule: messenger RNA, 789 nt
Organism: Knipowitschia caucasica
Lineage: Eukaryota; Metazoa; Chordata; Actinopteri; Gobiiformes; Gobiidae
Source: the annotation of a GenBank genome assembly